CCAGCCCUGUGCGUGUCAGCGGGCUGAGACUGACGGGAGAUUCCAAGAUGGCCGCGCUCAUUUGAACCAUCCUCCCUAUCCUUGUGUAUGCGGCUCUCUGGCUGUUCUUAUCUUUCCUUAUUUCGACCAGUAGGUACUAGGCAUCACCCCCAGGCCUCUGUCUAGCGCCGAGAGCACGGACGGACGAUUACUUUACAACCAGAAAUAAUGUGGAUAUUUGGAACCCAUGUCGAACAUCUAUGAAGAGAGGCAAGCAAUGAUUGCAGCAGGGGAUUUGCAGGAGUUUGUUCCUUUUGGCCGUGAUCACAGUAAGCACCACCCCAAUGCUCUGAAUCUCCAGCUUCGCCAGCUACAGCCAGCCUCUGAGUUGUGGUCAUCUGAUGGGGCAGCAGGCUUGGUUGGAUCACUGCAGGAGGUAACAAUUCACGAGAAACAAAAGGAAAGUUGGCAGCUAAGAAAAGGUGUUGGUGAUCCUGGCGACGAUGUGGAAUAUGACGAGGAGAUCUAUCUGGCUGGAAACAUGGUGAUUUGGAGCAAGGGUAGUAGAACUCAGGCUGCAGCAGUAUAUAAGGCAUUUACUGUUGACAGCCCUGUUGUUCAGGCUGUCUGGUGUGAUUUUACCAUACUUGAUCGGACUGACAAUGACAGUGCUCCAGAUAAAGUGGAAAAAUGUGUCUGUAUCCUGCAAGGCUCCUGUAUCAAUGUCCAUAACACUGAAGGAAAGGAUUACAUCGCGCCUUUGCCUUUUCAGGUAGCCAAUGUUUGGCCCACAAAAUAUGGCUUAUUGUUUGAACGCAACGGUUAUACUCCUGAGGUUCCACAAAGUCCUCCACGAGAAGCUUUGCCGACCAUGUUUAGCAUGUUGCAUCCUUUAGAUGAGAUAACCCCCCUGGUUUGCAGAUCUGGAGGUAUAUUUGGCAGCUCACGAGUGCAAUAUGUGUCAGAUAACACCAUGAGAAUUGUAUUCACCAGUACUGAACCUUCCAUUGUAAUGACAUAUGACACAGUACAAGGUUCUCACACUGUUUGGGCUCUCCGGAAAGUAAAGCCAGAGGAACAAAAUUCUGUCUUGAAGUAUCCUGACCAACUCGGCACUCCACAACAUGGGAUGAUUAACAGUUCUCUGGCAGCUCACCUGAGGAGCGUGUCGAAAGCAGAUUCUCCUACAGCGUCUCCAUUCCAGAAUUACUCCUCCCUCCACAGCCAGAGUCGCUCAGUGUCUUCACCAAGCAUUCAGUCCCGUUCCCACUCUCCAUCUAUUUCCAACAUGGCUGCAUUAAGCCGGUCUCAUUCGCCUGCCUUAGGGGUGCAUUCAUUUUCAGGGGUACAGAGAUUCAAUUUCUCCAGUUACAGCCCUUCGCCAAAGAGACUUGGUGCUUCUCAUUCUCCCAACAGUACAUCUAGUGACUUUCUUUGUACAGAGACAGAACCUAUUGUGCCAGAGCUCUGCAUUGACCAUCUUUGGACUGAGACUGUCACACACACCAGAGAAAAGAACUCUCAAGCAACAAAAGUAUUUAUUACAACGGAUCUAUGCGGCCAGAAAUUUUUGUGCUUCCUAGUAGAGUCCAAGCACCAACUACGCAUGGUCAAGUUUGAAGAAAGCAACGACAAGUCACAGUUGAUCUUUGGUUCUCUCACUAGCAUUUUUGCAAAGGAUGCUGCUCCUGUACAGAGCUUUGACACAAUGGUGGUGUUGGAGACCAAUGGAAACCUGGUUCUGUACACUGGCGUUGUCCGGGUUGGAAAAAUUUUCAUUCAAGGACUUGCUGCUCCAUCACUUGGCAUGUCAAACCCAAUGCCACGACCGAGCACGCCACUGGAGAGCAUCAGCACACCAACCAAACCACUGAGCAAGCACCUGGCUCCAAUGGAUGAGAUGGCAGGUAUAUUGUCUCCCGUUCCUGAGCUGCGGGAUUCCACAAGGCUCCAUGAAUCUACCUAUUUAGAUGACUGCACUUUCCAUUCGAUUGGCACUUACAUUCAUGCUGUUCGAGAUCCUGUACACAACAGAGUGACACUGGAAAUGAGCAAUGGAUCCAUGGUUAGAAUCAGUAUUCCAGAUAUUGCAACCUCAGAACUGGUUAAAAAGUGUCUUCAAGCCAUUAAAUACAUCCUACCAAAAGAAAUAGCUGUUCAAAUGCUGAUCAAGUGGUAUAACUCCCACAAUGCACCGGGGGGUCCUAGCAACCAUUCUGAAUGGAAUCUGUUUGUUACUUGUCUUAUGAAUAUGAUGGGUUACAACACAGACAAGCUUCCGUGGACUCACAAUCUUGACUUUGAAGGAUCCCUUUCACCGGUUAUUGCUCCUAAGAAAGCUCGUCCUUCAGAAACUGGAUCAGAUGAGGACUGGGAAUAUCUUAUUCAUUCUGACUACCACCGCUGUAUUGAAAGUCACACUCUAGCACGGGCACUGCAGUUAGACCCGUUAGAAGUGCCAGCAGUGGAAGAUGACCAGCAUACCCUUAAUCUGGACUCCACUGCACUCCUCUUCAGCCACAUUCCUGCCAUAUUCUCUGUGCUUCAUCUGGCCUACGAAGAGCUAAAACUUAAUACUUUAAUGAGAGAAGCAAUUAGGUCACUGGUGACCCUACUUCUGCAAUUGGCUAGGGAUUUAAAUUUGAAUGCUUACAUGGAUCUUUACUCCAGAGACUAUCCAACACUUGUGAAAACUACUGGGCAGAUUUGUCGCAUGGAGCCAACCCAAGUUGGUUUUAUGAAUUAUCCUUCAUUUUUUGAGGAUGAUCGUCCACCAAGUAUCUACCAUUGGGUCAGCACUUGUCUGCAAGGCAAAAAGGCCCCACCUUAUCCAUACUUGCCUGGAAUCUGCGAGAGAAGCAAGCUCGUAGUUCUGAGUGUCGCUUUAUAUAUACUUGGAGAUGAGAGCUCGGUGACACGGGAACCGUCCAAGUACCUGUCUAAAAUUACAGCAGGACAAAGAAAGCAGCAACAGGAAGAUGAAAGGAGGUACAGUCUGAAACCCUGCCCCACUGUUUCCAGCCUAUCUGAAAAGCUUGUGGUCUGGAUGACCAAUAUAGGUUUUACACUACGGGAUCUGGAAUCUCUGCCUUUUGGUGUUGCUCUACCCAUAAGACAUGCAGUCUAUCAAUGUCGGCAGCAGCCUGCUUCUGAUUGGCCAGAAGCAGUCUGCCUUCUCAUAGGACGCCAAGACCUUUCUAAACAAGCUUCUGAUGGAAACUUGCCAAAGACCAAGUCAGUGUCUACUGCCAAGGUUCCCUCCCCGGAGGUACCUCCUGCAGGAGAAGCAGAGGAAGAGGAUGAUGGUAUGAGCGAUUUGAAUCAGGCAGUGAUGUCAUUGAUAUGGAGUGAAGACAUGCGUGUGCAGGAAGUACGUAGGCUUCUUCAGAGUUCCCACCCUGUGCGUGUAAAUGUUGUGCAGAUGCCUGAAGUUAGCGACCAUGAGUACAUUGAGGAGAAGGAGAACAGACUCUUGCAGCUUUGUCAGAGGACCAUGGCUCUGCCUGUGGGGCGCGGAAUGUUCACCUUGUUUUCUUACCACCCUGUACCAACAGAACCUCUUCCAAUUCCAAAACUGAAUCUUACAGGUCGAGCUCCACCAAGAAACACAACUGUAGAUCUCAACAGCGGAAACAUUGACGUGCCCCCAAAUAUGGCUUGCUGGGCCAGCUUUCACAAUGGAGUGGCUGCAGGCCUGAAAAUAGCUCCCGCCUCCCAGAUAGAUUCUGCCUGGAUUGUUUACAACAAGCCAAAAAAUGCUGAGCUGGCUAAUGAGUAUGCUGGCUUCCUCAUGGCCCUGGGCUUAAAUGGGCACCUCACCAAGUUGGCAACUUUGAACAUACACGACUAUCUGACAAAGGGCCACGAGAUGACCAGCAUUGGGCUCCUGCUUGGUGUUUCAGCUGCCAAGCUUGGUACGAUGGAUAUUUCAAUUACACGACUUCUCAGCAUCCACAUCCCUGCCCUGUUACCUCCAACUUCCACGGAGCUCGAUGUGCCACAUAAUGUGCAAGUGGCUGCUGUGAUUGGAAUUGGUUUGGUUUACCAGGGAACUGCCCAUAGACACAUAGCUGAGAUUCUACUUGCAGAAAUAGGCCGUCCCCCGGGACCUGAAAUGGAAUACUGCACAGAUAGAGAGUCCUAUUCACUAGCAGCUGGACUGGCUUUGGGAAUGGUGUGCCUAGGGCACGGGAGUAAUUUGAUUGGCAUGUCUGACUUGAACGUUACAGAGCAGCUUUACCAGUACAUGGUUGGAGGUCACAAACGGUCACAUGUUGGCAUAAACAGAGAGAAGCAUAAAUCCCCCAGUUAUCAGAUCAAGGAAGGUGACAGCAUAAAUGUAGAUGUCACAUGUCCUGGGGCGACACUGGCAUUAGCUAUGAUUUACCUAAAAACCAACAACAGGUCAAUCGCUGACUGGCUGCGCGCUCCCGAUACCAUGUACUUACUUGACUUUGUAAAACCAGAAUUCCUUUUAUUAAGGACUCUUGCAAGAUGCCUAAUUUUAUGGGAUGACAUUCUGCCAAAUGCUAAUUGGGUGAACAGUAAUGUGCCCCAGAUCAUUACAGACAACAGCAUAUCACUUAAUGGAACAGAACAGCCAUUAUCAGAAGAUCUAAACUUGGAAACACUGGCACAAGCCCAUGUUUACAUUAUUGCUGGCGCUUGCCUGGCUUUAGGCUUUCGAUUUGCUGGGUCUGCAAACCAGGCUGCAUUCAACUGCUUGUGUAAAUUCGCAAAAGACUUUGAAUGCUUAUCAGGUCAAGCUGCUGGCAUAACCGGUCAUUAUAACCUGGAAACCUGUCUCAGUGUGGUGCUGUUGUCCCUAUCCAUGGUCAUGGCUGGCUCAGGCAACCUGACUGUCCUUCAGUUAUGUCGUUUUAUGCACAAGAAAACCGGCGGGGAAAUGAAUUAUGGCUUUCACUUAGCACAUCACAUGGCAUUGGGCCUUCUCUUCCUCGGAGGUGGGCGUUAUACUCUAAGUACUACAAAUUCUUCUAUCGCUGCACUGCUUUGCGCACUAUAUCCUCACUUCCCUGUGCACAGCACAGAUAACAGGUAUCACCUUCAAGCUCUGCGGCACCUUUACGUGCUGGCUGCUGAGCCACGGCUCCUGGUGCCUGUUGAUGUUGAUACAAAUACCCCCUGUUAUGUGCUUUUGGAGGUUACUUACAAGGGAACACAGUGGUAUGAAGAAACAACGGAAGAACUUAUGGCACCAAGCCUGCUUCCUGAGCUUCAUCUGCUAAAACAGAUUAAAGUGAAAGGCCCCCGAUACUGGGAAAUAGUGAUUGACUUGCACAAAGGCCCUCAGCAACUCAAAUCAGUUCUAUCUAAGGAUGGUGUAUUAUAUGUCAAACUGCGUGCUGGGCAGCUUUCCUACAAGGAGGACCCCAUGGGAUGGAGAAGCUUGCUGGCUCAGACAGUCACUCACAGAAAUUCAGAGGCCCGCAGCUUUAAGCCGGAGGCUAUAUCUGCUUUCACAUCUGAUCCAGCAUUGCUGUCAUUUGCCGAAUACUUCUGUAAACCAACAGCUGAUAUGGGUCAGAAACAAGAAAUCCUGGAUUUAUUCUCUUCCAUUCUGUAUGAGUGUGUAACACAGGAAAACCCAGAGAUGCUGUCUGCGUAUAUUGCAAUUGACCAGGCUGUGAGAAGAUUAGAAAGGAAAGAGAUAAGUGAGACCUUUGAGCUGUGGCAAAUCAGGCUGGUUCUAGAGUUCUUCAGCUCUUUGAGCCUCCAAGAAAGGAUGAAAUUGAAUCCAAAUCGAGGGCUUUUCAUGAACUCUGAGUUCCUGCCUGUUAUGAAAUGUACUAUUGACAACACUUUAGAUCAGUGGCUGCAAGCUGGUGGUGAUGUGGCACUGCACUCUUAUUUAGCUGGCCAGGAUGUAGAAGAUUCUCAGUCGAGCAUGCUUGCAUGUUUCUUGGUUUAUCACUCUGUCCCAGCACCAAAGGAGCUGUCACAAGUUACACUGGAAGGAAGCCACUGUUUUUCUGACCUGCUGUUGAAAUUCAAAACCAUGGGAUUGCCAGUGAGAGCAUUACUGAGGCUUGCACCCUUGUUACUUGGAAACCCCCAGUACUUGGUUCUUUAGCCAACUUUGAGCCAAUCAGAAGUUCUAAAAGAUUUGUAUGUAUGAGGAGUUCUCUAGAAUACUGACUUUCUGUACUUCGUCUCAGUCAAUGGGAUGUCCUUUGGUAUGAUUUAUAAAGUGAUACCUAUUAAUUGAAAAUAACUUUACUUAUUCAGCCCUUUAAUUUAACGCUGGAUUAUCAGUGAGAAUAAAGUUUACAAGAAGGACUUACAAAGUGAUAUGGAGCCAUAAUUAGGUACAGAUUUUGGAACUGGGAAAUCCUGGGACAGCAAAGGCCCAAGAGACAGAGCAUUCGUAGCCCACAACUUCUUUGCCUUUUGGCUAACGAAUGAGAUGAGGCGCAAUCA
Pelobates fuscus (common spadefoot toad) is the source of this 6420-nucleotide messenger RNA. RefSeq names its product anaphase promoting complex subunit 1 (gene ANAPC1). The transcript has 48 exons. Gene Ontology annotation, cellular component: anaphase-promoting complex. Gene Ontology annotation, molecular function: molecular adaptor activity. The record is from RefSeq and is a predicted model, not a curated record. Gene Ontology annotation, biological process: protein K11-linked ubiquitination; anaphase-promoting complex-dependent catabolic process; metaphase/anaphase transition of mitotic cell cycle. Lineage: Eukaryota; Metazoa; Chordata; Amphibia; Anura; Pelobatidae. Bases 227 to 6073 code for a protein of 1948 amino acids.